Messenger RNA from Myotis myotis, 7609 nucleotides. RefSeq names its product mitogen-activated protein kinase kinase kinase 2 (gene MAP3K2). The record is from RefSeq and is a predicted model, not a curated record. The coding region runs from base 491 to 2353 and encodes 620 amino acids. The transcript is spliced from 18 exons. NCBI's taxonomy places the organism in Eukaryota, Metazoa, Chordata, Mammalia, Chiroptera, Vespertilionidae. Gene Ontology annotation, molecular function: protein kinase activity; ATP binding; protein binding. Gene Ontology annotation, biological process: protein phosphorylation.
CCGCGGCGGCGCCUGGCUGGGCGGUGUGGCCGCGGACUGCGCGUUCGAGGGCGCCCGGCGACCACGAGGACGGGGCCCCGGAGGCCCGGCGCCCACGACCGAGGAGCGGACCCUCCCGCCCCUUCUCCGCUUCCGGCGGCGCCCGGCCCGCGGCUUCCUGCUUUCCGGCCCCCUUCCCGCGGGCCGAGGGGCGCCGAGCGGCCCGGAUCUCCGCGCGCCCGCCGCCCGGCUCAGCCCGGACUCCAUGUGAAGGAGAGACGGCCCGGCCCCCCGGCCCGCGCCCGGCUCCUCGCGCGCCUCUCCUGCCCCGGCCCGCGGCCUCCCCGACGGGGGCGCGGUGACAGGCCGCACGGGGCCGAGGGGCGGGUGCAGAGGCCGGCGGAGCCACUCUUCGGGCCUGCGGCUCCCCACGUCCCGCGGAGCUGCCGGCAAUAAAGAAUUCUGAUGGGAGAACCAUUUCCCUAAUUUUCAGAUUGUUGAGCUGGUUGUCAUGAUGGAUGAUCAGCAAGCUUUGAACUCAAUCAUGCAAGAUUUGGCUGUUCUUCAUAAAGCCAGUCGACCAGCAUUAUCCUUACAAGAAAACAGAAAAACAAAAUCUUUAUCACCAAAAAAACAGAAUGAUGUCCGAGUCAAAUUUGAACAUAGAGGAGAAAAAAGAAUCCUUCAGUUCCCCAGACCAGUUAGACUGGAACAUCUGAGGUCGAAAGCUAAAACUGCCUUUGGACAGUCCAUGGAGCUCCAUUACACCAAUAACGAGUUGGUGAUCCCAUUAACUACUCAAGAUGACUUGGACAAAGCUGUGGAGCUGCUGGACCGCAGUGUUCAUAUGAAGAGCCUCAAGAUAUUACUUGUGGUAAAUGGAAGUACACAGGCUACUAAUGUAGAACCAUUGCCAUCACUAGAUGAUUUGGAUAACACAGUAUUUGAAGCAGAGAGGAAAAAACGGCUUUCUGUAAUAGGUUCCACUAGUAGAGGUCAAAGCUCCCCUCCCCCAGGAUACAUUCCAGAUGAACUGCAUCAGGUUGCCAGGAACGGGUCCUUCACCAGCAUCCACAGUGAAGGGGAGUUCAUUCCAGAGAGCAUGGACCAAAUGCUGGACCCAUUAUUUUUAAGCAGCCCUGAAAAUUCUGGCUCAGGAAGUUGUCCAUCACUUGAUAGUCCUUUGGAUGGAGACAGCUAUCCAAAAUCACGAAUGCCUCGGGCACAGAGCUACCCAGAUAAUCAUCAGGAAUUUUCAGACUACGAUAACCCUAUCUUUGAGAAAUUUGGAAAAGGAGGAACCUAUCCAAGGAGGUAUCAUGUUUCAUAUCACCAUCAAGACUAUAAUGAUGGUCGUAAAACUUUUCCAAGAGCUAGAAGGACCCAGGGGACCAGCUUCCGGUCUCCUGUGAAUUUCAGUCCUACUGACCACUCCUUAAGCACUAGUAGUGGAAGCAGUAUCUUUACCCCAGAGUAUGAUGAUAGUCGAAUAAGAAGAAGGGGAAGUGACAUAGAUAAUCCUACUUUAACUGUAAUGGACAUCAGCCCACCUAGCCGCUCACCUCGUGCUCCAAUAAACUGGAGAUUGGGCAAACUGCUUGGCCAGGGAGCCUUUGGCAGGGUCUACCUCUGUUACGAUGUCGAUACAGGAAGAGAGUUGGCUGUUAAGCAAGUUCAGUUUGACCCCGAGAGACCUGAGACCAGCAAGGAAGUAAAUGCACUUGAGUGUGAAAUUCAGUUGUUGAAAAAUUUACUACAUGAACGAAUCGUUCAAUAUUAUGGCUGUUUGAGGGAUCUCCAGGAAAAAAAACUUUCCAUAUUUAUGGAAUAUAUGCCAGGGGGUUCAAUUAAGGACCAAUUAAAAGCAUAUGGAGCUCUUACUGAGAAUGUGACUAGGAAAUACACCCGUCAGAUUCUGGAAGGCGUCUUCUAUUUACAUAGUAAUAUGAUUGUUCAUAGAGACAUCAAAGGUGCAAAUAUCCUGCGAGAUUCAACAGGCAAUGUCAAGCUAGGAGAUUUCGGGGCCAGCAAACGGCUUCAAACAAUCUGCCUUUCGGGGACAGGAAUGAAGUCUGUCACGGGCACGCCCUACUGGAUGAGCCCCGAGGUGAUCAGCGGGGAAGGCUACGGCCGCAAAGCGGACAUCUGGAGUGUGGGCUGUACUGUGGUAGAAAUGCUAACUGAAAAGCCUCCGUGGGCGGAAUAUGAAGCCAUGGCUGCCAUCUUUAAAAUCGCCACUCAGCCCACAAACCCCAAGCUGCCCGCUCAUGUCUCCGACUACACCCGGGAUUUCCUCCAGCGCAUCUUCACGGAGGCCAAGCUGCGGCCGUCGGCGGAGGAGCUGCUGAGGCACCUGUUCGUGCACUGUCACUAGCAGCCAGCCCCGCCCCGGCGCCCGUCUGCCUGCACCUCCUCUCUGACUGCACUUUUCUUUUUGAUGAAAAAGAGCGAUGGGAGAAAAAGACAAGAGGGAAAGUGUUUCUCUUGAUUCUUGGUUAAAUUUGUUUAAUAAUAGUAACCUAAAUUUUUUAUAUUUAAUCGUUUUUUCCCUUACAAGAACUUGAAACUUUUUUUUUAAAUUUUUAUAGUGUACUGAUGUGGUUCAGACAUAUAAAGCACUUUAGUACGUGGUCACUCUUUCUAGUACAAACAGAUCAUUUGGAAUACCUGGGACUAGAGGGUCUUUCUCUGAGCUACCGGCAAAUCGGUGGUGAUAGAGAGACAUGGAAACAAGGAGAAGAAAAUGAUAUCUGCUUUGUAGUUUUUAAUGACAGUACUUAAAAUAGAUCCUCAUUUGUGGGUUUGAGCCCUAAACUUGAGUCUAUAGUGGGUACUCAACUUAAAGAAUAUAGGUUCCUCCUUAUAUCUGUAUUCUUUAGAUCCUAACCUCUGUAUACCAAGCUUCUUGCUCAGUAGGAAUCAUGAUAGAAAAUAUGAAUCUCUAAGAACUGUGUUUAUUUGUUAAUCCUAACCAGUAUAAUAAGCAAAUACACUAUAGAAGAUCCAUGUUACUGGGAUCUAAAAACCUUGUGGGAUAGUUUUCUGGUUUGUUUGUUUUUUAAAAAAAAGAUACUAUUUUAUUUUAAAACAGAUAUGGAAGUCAAUGAGCAAAUCCAAAUUAAAAGACAAAAGGAGAUUGCUUUAAUUAAUGUGUGUACAGUAGAAAAGACCACGUUUGCCAAUCAAGAGAAGUAAUGAGAAGCAGAAGUAUGUGUUGUUUAGUGUAUUUUAAAGUGUGAUCUUUACCUGAGGGAGAAAGUCCCAAAAUUAAGAGAAAGAAGAAAUAACCAAAAUAAUGUAUAUUCUAUCUUCCUAUUUCUAGCUCCUGAUUCCCCAUAGGGUAACAUUUCUUAGGAACUAAGAGUUUCACCUGGAGUUUCCAUGAAGCUAGUGUCGGGAGAUGAACCCUUGUUCUUGGGAUCACAGAAUACUGAGCCACCUCAAACAUAGUAAGAUAGUGGCUCUCCAGGGGCAGGGCUGUUUCUCUUGGCACCUGCAAGGCCUGGAGACAGCUUUGGCUUCACAGCUUAGGAGGAUGCUGGUGGCAUCUAGUGAGUCGAGGCCAGGGAUGCUGCUAAACAAACCACAGUCUAUAAGGACCACACCUGCUCCCGACAGAACCAUCCUGCUCAAAAUGUCCAAAGUGCCAAAGUUCAGGAGCCCUGUGGUAAAGACCAGCCCGUUACAGACUGCUGGCAGCCAUUUACAGAGAGGUUCCUUGCAAACAGUAAUUUCAGAGAGAAGGUGAUAGGAUGCAUAGAGAGUGUUUUACAAGAGCAAGUACCACUGCUUCAAGUCAGGGUGAAUGACCUCAACACCAGUAGCAGCCCAUUCCUUCCCAGCUGCACAUCGCACCCAAAGCAGGAACUCCCUGCUAGAGAUGGAAUGGCUUCAAACACAGAGCUCAUUGAACUCCGCUGUCUGCAUAUAUUCUUUCCUCAACUCAGCUUAGAGUCGUGGGAAAAGCAAAGCAUAUCAAAACAAGGUUUAACUACUUUAUAGGAAAGUUAAAACCGCCAGGUAUUUCUAGUACAAUGUGUCCACUAAGAGCAAGGACUUUGAAUGGAAGGAGACACCUAGGAGAAGCCAUGAUCCCUGAUGGACUGGCGCUACUGAAAAAUAUGAAUGAUAUCAGUGAUGUGACCACUUGCAAUAUUUCCCAGUUUAUUAAAGCAAGUGCGACGUGCUUUAUGUUUAAAGAUCUAGAACAUAGUAGUCUUCCUGGAGGCCCUAUAUGUGAUGCCUUUUAUGGGAUUCAUCGGGGAUGCAGAUAUUUCAUCUUCUGCUAAAAAGUAUGAUCUUUAGCGACUCAGCUGUUUCUGAAGUUCAUUAGAUUGUGGUUUACUGUAUCAAGUCCUAUCUGUCAUUCCCUGUAGGAAAUUUGAAGUUCUAUUAGCUAGUCUGAGAAGAAGUCAAAACACCAAGAUUCUCGUACCCUGUAAUCCACGGAAGCGGCUCACCAGGAAGAAUAUGAAUCAGUGGUCUCCCUGGAGGUCAGCGGCACCCUGUGCUGGGAGCCAUCCCCAAGGACAAGGAGCUGUCCCGUUUCUCAUCUUCUCACGGGUGAAGGCAUCACUUAUGCUGGAGCGAGACCACGGUGUCUGGGCCAAGGGGCUUUUCCUUUGUUCUUUGUCUUUGUGGCUGUGAUUUCCUUCUGACUCUUGGUCUGUCAGGGUAACCAGUGGUGCAGAAUCUGAGACCAACACUCCUUAGAGAGAGAUCCUGGGAGAUUCUGACACCCAAAGCAAAAUUGUUUGCUUUUUUCAGUCUCCCUUUUACUUUUAAAUGCAUAGAAAACAAAUCACCUGAAAGAAACUGCUACUUUAACACUGCUGCAGAAGACCUUUGUUUUAUAGGAAAAAUAUUAUUAGCUAUGGGAGAGUACUGUUCUUUAUGUAAAGACUUAAAAAUAGACUAAUAGUUUACAGAGUUAUUAUAUAAAAUGUGAUGUGAAUUUAUUUUAAAUAAAUUGUAAAGGUACCAAAACCACAAGAAAAGUUAAUAUAUAUAAAAGCUACUAGAACAAAAAAGCUUGAAGUGGGAUGACGUAGGGAAGAGCAAAAGUAAAUUUUAAAAAGAAAUUUUUGAGAUAAAACACCUUUAUCAGGGGCAAUUAGAUAUAACACUCCACCCCCUUUUUUUUCUAAUAAUGGUAUGGAUCAACAAAUGAAAUUUGAACUUUUUAAGAUGACUCUAAAUGUGUUUUAUUUUUUAGCUGCACAACUCAUUCUUCUAUAGGUAGUGCUGCUUUGCUGAGGCUGGAAAGGGUCAGACUGCUGACUGUGCCUUCACGAUGCCGCGCUCAGGCUGUGGCGGACUCUGGUGCUGGAGAGGUCCCCGGGCAGUCUGACCGUGCUUUUCAGGAAGUGUCUUUCCACUUGGGCCUUGCGGGAGUCACGAUGGCAGGACCUAGGUUUUGGCCAAGUAGAAGAUUUUACAUCGCAAACGAAAUGCAUUGAGUAAAAGGGUUGAAAAAUAGAAUGACUAAUGGAAAUUCAGUAAUGACUUUCCCCCCCACCUGGAAUAAGAAGGGAAACACUGAGAUGAAAAGGCUUAUGGGCGAAAGGAAGUGGGAAAGUGGGCCAAACCUUGCAAUAUACCCUAUUCAAGCAAAAGCACCGUGUCUAAGGGUAAGAAUGCUUCUUUAAAAACAUGAUUGUUUUUAAUACAAUGUUAAUUAGUAAAAGGUUUACAUUUUUUCUAUUGCUGUUGGUUUUAAAAUUUGCUACUCUGCAUUCAGAAAUAUUAUAAAAUAGUUAAUACCAAGAAUACUUUUAAUGUCUGACAUCUCUUACAUUUCACAUGGUUCUUUUUAUUCAAAUAUCAUCAUAAAUAAAAGUAAACUUGGAUAAGUUUGAGAAUAAACUUUGUUACAAACUAUGAUUAUCAAUUUGUAAUUUACCUUUUGGCCUAAUGUACAUUUUUUAAUGUAGCCAUUAAAUUCUUUAUAUUUAACCUAUUAGUUUCUCUCUGUAAAAAAUUUUAAUCUCAGUUGAAUGCUGGGCAGUUUAUAAUAAUGUACAAAUAAUAAUGUUUUUUUCCUAUCAAGGUUGACUUUGCACAUUUUUGGAAGUUUUUAAUUUGUACACUGAUGUACUGCUUUGACCAAUAAUUGUUGAUGUGUGUAUGAGCAUCAUGAAUGUGUGCAAUGAACUACUGUCUGUGUCUCUGUUUUAACUUCUUUCAACAUGUGGCCAUCAGUAACUGCACUGCUGUCACAGACUUACACGGACCUUACUGCUUUUACAGCGUAUGCUCAUCUUGGUUCUCUCUUUGUCGAAGAACUCAGGAGUUCAACUCACUUUCUGAUUUUAUAUGUAUCUUAAAAUCCAUGACUAAGUUGAAAGUAUGCUUGCAACUCCAUGUAUCAGGGGAUGUUGUGUGUGGAGAUGUCUGUCUGUCUGUCUGUAGGCACAUUUAUAUAUUCCAGUAAUUUCUUGUUUUCAUUUGUUUCUACAUUUUUAUGAACUUGUUUUUUAUAAGGGUACUGUUUAGUUAGAAUUAAAUAUAUGUAAAAACUUUCUGAGAGAUUAUUUACUAUAUGAAUAUAUUUUCAGCUGGCUGAUCUAAAAUAUUUUUAAAAUUUUGUUUUUAACCAUUCACAACACGUUUGUAUUUCCAGAAUUAGACACAAGUUUACUUAGAUGUAAGUAAAGUACUCCUGGGAGGAAGAGCUUCGGUUCUCUUUUGAGAAUUCUCUGAAGUGCAAAUUCAGAGGAAAAAGGAGAUCGUAAGCAGUAGCAAAAACACACUGCCCACUAAAAUGGCCUUUGAGUCCUCAGAGCUAUGAAAAAACUGAGAACUAACUCGUCUUGAAAAGAUGCGGAGACUUUUCUGUCUCCAGGCUCUCUUGGCUGGUCCUACUGUUGUUGACGGUUUCCUUUAUCCUACCCUAAAGAUGUUAACAGGUUUUUUCCUCACUGGGCAAGGUCAGACCUCAUUUAUGAUUCUCUGCAAUUGACUAUAAAUUGGUCCAGAAAUGUCCAAACAUACAUUGAAUGUCUUUGUACUGUACUCUGUAUGCUAAGUAACUGGCAGAAAAAGAAUUGGAAAUUAAAUUUCCAAUCUGACAAUGUUAUUGUACUUAAGGAAAUCCUUGUUUUUAGUAUGCGGUACCAUGUAAAAUUACUUGUGUUAGGAAUACAGUCCACUGUUGAAGUUGAAUGUCACUAAGCUUAUUAUGUUACAAGAGCCAGUAUGAUUAAAACCUCCCAGAAGCCAGAUACAGCGUGGUAUGUGCCACAUUUCAUGCAUAUUUUGACUUUGUGUUGUUCAUUGAAAGUUGUGCUUGUAAAAAUGUAUAAAAUUUCAGAGUUUUUAUGUAUUUGUUUUUCUUGCUGAUAAAUAGCUUUUUAAAAAUCUAAUGUGAAAGAAACCAUGUUUAUAUUUUGUUAGUGAUCAGUGACUUUGUUUAUAUGGAAAUUUGUAUAUUGUUGGCACACAUUUUUUUUUAGAUUUAUCAUGCAUGAAGGCUGCAAUAAUUAGCACAAUGAAAUUGCUUUUUUUUUUUAACAUGUUAAUUCAUUUGAAAGAUUGUGGUGCAAAGGGUUACUCUAAGUAACCUGGGUUAUGGAAUAUAAAUGAAUGGCACUCUGAGUGUUAAUAAAGCUAAUAUUUAUUUCCACUGUGA